UUUCGCUGGCCGCUCAGCGUCUCUCCCGCUCUUUCUCUCUCUCUCUCAGUCCUCCAGUGCGCCACCGUCAUCGGAUUCUGCUACUGGGCCUCGGAGCUGAUCCUCGCCCAACAGCAGCAGCACAAAAAGUACCACGGUUCCCAAGUCUACGUCACCUUCGCCGUCAGCUUCUACCUGGUGGCGGGCGCCGGGGGAGCCUCUAUCCUCGCCACCGCCGCCAACCUGCUGCGUCACUACCCCACCGAGGAAGAGGAGCAAGCCCUGGAGCUCCUGUCCGAGAUGGAGGAGAACGAACCUUACCCGGCCGAGUACGAAGUGAUCAACCAAUUCCAACCGCCGCCGGCGUACACC
Molecule: messenger RNA, 351 nt
Organism: Aptenodytes forsteri (emperor penguin)
Lineage: Eukaryota; Metazoa; Chordata; Aves; Sphenisciformes; Spheniscidae
Gene: TMEM127
Product: transmembrane protein 127
Exons: 1
Biological process (GO): negative regulation of cell population proliferation; negative regulation of TOR signaling
Cellular component (GO): membrane
Source: RefSeq, a predicted model, not a curated record